Messenger RNA from Clunio marinus, 333 nucleotides. The record is from the annotation of a GenBank genome assembly. Lineage: Eukaryota; Metazoa; Arthropoda; Insecta; Diptera; Chironomidae.
AUGUUAAAUUAUAAACUCACUGAACUUUCAAAAGCUCGAUUAAAUGAAAAUGAGCAUUUGAUUGCUAAACAAACGAACAAAAUUGAUUUGAUGGCUAAAUUCGAUUCUCAAGAGAUGGAAUUAAAGAGCAAGCAAGGAUACACAAAACAACACUUUAUGAUAUUUCAAUAUGAUGCCAUAAUUCUGGAAAUAGAAUGUUUGAUUAAAAGUCUUGAGCAACAAGAAUUUAGCAGAACAAAACUAUUGCUUGAAUUUUUGAAGAUCAUAUUGCAGGAAUUGAUAAUGACCGCAUACAAUUGCAGCAGAUGCAAAUUAUCAUUGUCAGGAAUAUAA